Messenger RNA from Eimeria necatrix, 765 nucleotides. Its product is annotated as RNA binding motif protein 39, related. Gene Ontology annotation, biological process: mRNA processing. The coding region runs from base 1 to 765 and encodes 254 amino acids. The transcript has 2 exons. Lineage: Eukaryota; Apicomplexa; Conoidasida; Eucoccidiorida; Eimeriidae. The record is from RefSeq and is a predicted model, not a curated record. Gene Ontology annotation, cellular component: nucleus. Gene Ontology annotation, molecular function: RNA binding.
AUGCCGGGGAUGCUGGGGGGCCCCGGGAUCCCCCCGCACGUUGUUGCAGCAACGCAAGUUUCCUACGAAGCCCAGCUAGCGAAGCAGCUAGCUGAAAAGGCAGCCAGCCUCAUGCGGCAGCAGCAGCCACAGGCAGUGCAGGACGGCGCGAACCAGGCGCAAGACGGCGACGAUGAAGGAGGCCUCGAUGAUGAUGACAUUGGAUACAUUCACGAUCCUUCCCGCAAACAGGCACUUAUGCAAAAACUGAUGGACAGAUCCACUGCGGCGCUCGCGUCCACCGGCGGCGCGCGCACCUCUGCCUCCACCGCCAGCGACUCCCAGCAGCAGUCGCAGCAGCAGCAGCAUGUGCAGGCCUCUCCGUCAACAGACAAGCAACAGUUCUUGCGCAGUUCAAGCGGACCUCGAGUGGGGGGGCUGGCGCCGGGAGUCAUGACUUCGAAUCUUGUGCUGAGGGGAAUGUUCAACCCAAGUGCUGCCGACGACGAAUAUUACUUCGAAGAUAUCCGGGAUGACGUGAGAGAGGAAUGCGGGAAGCACGGAUCGGUCGUGCAGGUUUCUCUCAGCGAGAAGGAUGAGGAGGGAAGGGUCUUUGUUAAAUUCACAGCUCCUUCAGUGGCUCUGGCCGCCCAGAACGCACUCAACGGCAGAUUCUUCGGGGGCCGCCAAAUACACGCGGAGUUCGCGACGGACGCCAUGAUCAAUGCUGUGUGCGGCAACAGCAGCACAAAUACUGGCAACAGCAGCAGCGGCAGCUCCUCGUGA